Trypanosoma brucei brucei TREU927 is the source of this 591-nucleotide messenger RNA. RefSeq names its product 40S ribosomal protein S21, putative. The coding region runs from base 1 to 591 and encodes 196 amino acids. Lineage: Eukaryota; Euglenozoa; Kinetoplastea; Trypanosomatida; Trypanosomatidae. Gene Ontology annotation, molecular function: structural constituent of ribosome. Gene Ontology annotation, cellular component: cytosolic small ribosomal subunit; ribosome. The transcript has a single exon. The record is from RefSeq and is a predicted model, not a curated record. Gene Ontology annotation, biological process: endonucleolytic cleavage to generate mature 3'-end of SSU-rRNA from (SSU-rRNA, 5.8S rRNA, LSU-rRNA); translation; endonucleolytic cleavage in ITS1 to separate SSU-rRNA from 5.8S rRNA and LSU-rRNA from tricistronic rRNA transcript (SSU-rRNA, 5.8S rRNA, LSU-rRNA).
AUGGCGACCAUCGGGACCUACAAUGAGGAAGGCGUGAACGUGGACCUGUACAUUCCGCGCAAAUGCCACGCGACGAACAGCCUCAUUACCUCGUUCGAUCACUCUGCUGUGCAGAUUGCCAUUGCAAAUGUCGAUCCGAACGGUGUGAUUGAUGGUACGACGACUACGCUUUGCAUCGCUGGUUACCUUCGCUGCCAGGGUGAGUCGGAUCAUGCCAUCAAUCACCUAGCAAUCGCUAAGGGUAUUGUCCGCAUCAAGACUGGCAAGAAACCUCGCGCCAAGAAAACCAAGAACCUGAAGGUUGCCUCAGGUGCCCGCACUCAGCAGAAGGGUGGCCGUAACGCGGCUGGUCAAACUAAGGGUGCUGCCCAGCGUGGAGCUGCACAGAAGCCCACUGGCCGUCCACAGCAGGCACAACGACAGGGAGGGAGGCCCGCCAGAACUGAGGAGGGCAACCGUCAACGCCAGGGUCAACAGAGGCAGAAACCGCAGCAGCAACAACAACAACGGCAGCAGCAGCAGCAGCAGCGCGGCGGUGACAGGAGGGCACCUCAGGGUCGUAGCGGGAAAGCUGCACCUCAACGGAAGUGA